Messenger RNA from Mya arenaria, 2072 nucleotides. RefSeq lists its product as uncharacterized. The record is from RefSeq and is a predicted model, not a curated record. Bases 2 to 2011 code for a protein of 669 amino acids. The transcript is spliced from 11 exons. Lineage: Eukaryota; Metazoa; Mollusca; Bivalvia; Myida; Myidae.
AAUGUUUCGUGAUUUUAAUUUGAUUUUGACAGUAUGGAUAGUUCUGAUUGAAGUUGUUCAUGUUUGUCAAGAUAGCUGGGCAAGUGCUGGGCUUGUUUAUCUGGACACAUUAUACACGCCCAAAUUACAGAGUGUGGUCUGUUGGUGCUUCGUUACCGCUCAACGUAAAAAUGCAGCAGUGGCGGCUUCAUAUACAAGUGGGUCUAAUACAGACUUGCAAGCGUUUCAACUUGGUAUAACCAAUCUAACUGGCCGAGAAAAUGGAUUGUUCUUUUUUAACAAAACACUUGAAAUUACCUACAGUGGUAAUUCGGAACACCAAGUGCGCCCUGCCUGUCUGGAACUGUUUUUCAAAGAUUAUAAAGAAGAGAUAUUCAAUGUUAGCUGUAGAAGAUUUUCAAAGACGAAGGCCACUCAAACCAAACCAGAAUCAAGUUCGUUUUCAACUCUGACAACAGCAGACAAUAAAUCAAGCUCCUCUCUUUCUACGCCACACAAACGUUGGAGUUUCAUUCCGACCAGACCUGAUAAAAAUUUGAAAUUUCCAUCACUAACGACAGCUGAAAGUGUCUUGCCCGCAUCAAAAGCAGAGUCGCCAAACUAUGGUGUGGUUGGGCAGACAUCUGUGUGCCCCGCGGAAAAUUCUUCCGUUGUUCAUGUUUGUCAAGAUAGCUGGGCAAGUGCUGGGCUUGUUUAUCUGGACACAUUAUACACGCCCAAAUUACAGAGUGUGGUCUGUUGGUGCUUCGUUACCGCUCAACGUAAAAAUGCAGCAGUGGCGGCUUCAUAUACAAGUGGGUCUAAUACAGACUUGCAAGCGUUUCAACUUGGUAUAACCAAUCUAACUGGCCGAGAAAAUGGAUUGUUCUUUUUUAACAAAACACUUGAAAUUACCUACAGUGGUAAUUCGGAACACCAAGUGCGCCCUGCCUGUCUGGAACUGUUUUUCAAAGAUUAUAAAGAAGAGAUAUUCAAUGUUAGCUGUAGAAGAUUUUCAAAGACGAAGGCCACUCAAACCAAACCAGAAUCAAGUUCGUUUUCAACUCUGACAACAGCAGACAAUAAAUCAAGCUCCUCUCUUUCUACGCCACACAAACGUUGGAGUUUCAUUCCGACCAGACCUGAUAAAAAUUUGAAAUUUCCAUCACUAACGACAGCUGAAAGUGUCUUGCCCGCAUCAAAAGCAGAGUCGCCAAACUAUGGUGUGGUCGGGCAGACAUCUGUGUGCCCCGCGGAAAAUUCUUCCGUUGUUCAUGUUUGUCAAGAUAGCUGGGCAAGUGCUGGGCUUGUUUAUCUGGACACAUUAUACACGCCCAAAUUACAGAGUGUGGUCUGUUGGUGCUUCGUUACCGCUCAACGUAAAAAUGCAGCAGUGGCGGCUUCAUAUACAAGUGGGUCUAAUACAGACUUGCAAGCGUUUCAACUUGGUAUAACCAAUCUAACUGGCCGAGAAAAUGGAUUGUUCUUUUUUAACAAAACACUUGAAAUUACCUACAGUGGUAAUUCAGAACACCAAGUGCGCCCUGCCUGUCUGGAACUGUUUUUCAAAGAUUAUAAAGAAGAGAUAUUCAAUGUUAGCUGUAGAAGAUUUUCAAAGACGAAGGCCACUCAAACCAAACCAGAAUCAAGUUCGUUUUCAACUCUGACAACAGCAGACAAUAAAUCAAGCUCCUCUCUUUCUACGCCACACAAACGUUGGAGUUUCAUUCCGACCAGACCUGAUAAAAAUUUGAAAUUUCCAUCACUAACGACAGCUGAAAGUGUCUUGCCCGCAUCAAAAGCAGAGUCGCCAAACUAUGUUCCUCUUGUCUUGGGCGUCAUUGCUGGAGGGCUGGUUGUUAUCAUCGUCUCCAUCGUCAUCUUAGGGGUAAACAGGCAGAAAAAGAGAUCAUAUCAGACCAGCAAAUUCACGAAUACCGACUUUGACGGAACUAACAAAUACAAAAUGGAUCACAUCAAUAGAAAGACAACCAGUCAAGAAGCAAAACCUUCAACGUCUGACCUCUCCUAGCCCUGCAACAUAUGAGAAGAGAAGUUGACAUUGCCUUCUACAAUAUACUCUGAAAAAUAGG